UCCAAUCCUGUAUAUAACCUAACUAAACCUUCAGUGGAGUGCUCGUCCUCACACCCUCUGUGUUGAGCAGCGCAGUGAAAUAUUGUACGAUAAACCCAGGAAACGUUGAUCUAUGGGUAGCCACCUUACAAAAUUGCAAAGUGUUAACACGUGUAUACAACAGUAGCAGUGUUCAAUCCUCCGCUACGUGUACAUCCUAGGGAAGAUGCACAACGUACGAACAUGCAACUUGUGGAUGGAGUGAUCUUCACGGACAGCGGCUCUUCUAUCUUUGCAUAUGAUAUUUCAGGUUUAAGUGAAUUAGCAUCGACAAGCCUCAUCAUGGAUACCGUAUUAUUGAAUGACCACUUCACUCACAGUACCAUUAUAACCUAGGAUCCAGUAUACAUAUAUAAAUAGCUUCUCUAUGGAUAGUAAGCUCAUGAACCUGUCCAAGGACAACACGCAUGUGACUAACCUAUCAACGGAUUACUCACCAUAUAAUAUAUCCAUGGACAGCAUCCCUACGAAUAGCCUGUCCACGGAUAGCAUGUUUUUGAAUAGUAUAUUCAUGGAUAGCAGACCUAUGAACAGUACGACCAUGAUUAGCUUCUCUACGGAUAUCCUAUCUAUGGAUAUAUUAUCCAAGGGUAACCCAUUUACACAUAGUUUAAACACAGACGAACUAUUUGCAUAUCCAUCACGCACAGAUUGUGAAACAUUGGAAUCCAAUCUUACCACAAUAGACUCCCUCGUACUUGGCGAAGCAACCACCUUGCCUGGUGAAGAUACCACCUUGCAUGGCGAAGAUACUACCGUGCCUGGCGAAGAAGCCCCCGUGCCUGGCGAAGAGGCCGCCGUGCCUGGCAAGGAAACCACAAUACCUGGCGAAGAAACCGCCAUAUCUGGCGAAGAAACAAUUAUACCUGGCGGAGAUACCAUCGUGCCUGCCAAAGAGGCCACUAUGCUUGGCGAAAAAAACAGCAGCAGCAAGUUACUGGAGGAACAGCGCCAAGCGGAAGCAGUAGAGGGAGCCGUCAUCGCGCCCUUGGAGAAGCAGCUUGCCUCACAGCUGCUAGAGCAACACCAGUGGAUAGAGAUUGACCUCCCAUCAUUAGAGGACUUGGACACCAUCAUCAGCAGCUACCUGAGUGAGGAGGGUACUACGCAGCUUCAGCCUGACAUCGUUACCUUCCUGGAGGAACCUCCUGUAGAAGGCCAUGUCCUUCCCAGUAGUAUACACUCAUCUAACUUUAGUCAGGACAGCGUCAGGUUCUGUAGACAGCAACGAGGACCUCCCGAAGGCAGAAAGGACUGCGCUAGAUCACGUAGACAACGUCGGCGAACUGUUAAAAGCAAUCAGAACGAUGUUCGGUCAUGUAGACACAGCUGGCAGGUGAGUGAGGGGAGGCAGAACAACGUCAAGUCCUGUAGACAACGACGACGUACUCUUGAAGGCAGUGAAGGUGCAGUUACUUCCAGCAAUAAACCACGACGGGGAACUCUUACUCUAGAGAACAGCUUGACGAAGGACGAGAAGAGAAAGAGAGCACGAGAACUGAACAACGCUGCCUCACGCUUGUACCGUCAGCGUGUCAAACACCUUCGAGAGCAUGUGCAAGAGGAACUUAAAUUUUUAGAAGAAAAAAAUAAAGAGCUCAAAGGCAAAGUUGAAAAUCUCAAUAGAGUAAAGAAGAUUUUCAAAACAUUUAUUAAAGAAAAAGCACAGUUGGGAAACCUCAGCCCUGCAGCCAAUAUUUUCCCUAUCUUAAAAUAAGGAAUAAGUUGUACUUCUCAGAACAGAUUAACAUGUUUUGCUUUCUUGCGUAUUUAAUUGUGAACGCAUACGAAUAUUUCUGUGCAUUAUAAAGAAAAUAAACAAUGGAAAUAAUCACACUGACUUGAGUGGGUUAUCCUCGGUUAAAGCUAUACUGUAUAAUGUACCGCUGUUU
Messenger RNA from Cherax quadricarinatus, 1931 nucleotides. RefSeq lists its product as uncharacterized. Lineage: Eukaryota; Metazoa; Arthropoda; Malacostraca; Decapoda; Parastacidae. Gene Ontology annotation, molecular function: DNA-binding transcription factor activity. The record is from RefSeq and is a predicted model, not a curated record. Gene Ontology annotation, biological process: regulation of DNA-templated transcription.